AUGCCGCUCCUCCAAUCAGUAAAGGACAAGCUCAAAUCUUUGACCGCCCGAAAGAAACAUCAACAUCAGCUCUGCAUUGGAUAUCCGACAAAGAAAGCGGCACGCAACAAAUUGUCGACAACCAAAUACAACGCAUGGAACUUUCUGCCGAAGUUUCUCUUUCAGAAGUUCACCGAGCCAACAAAUGCUUUUUUUCUAAUUCUCACGUUAUUGAAGCUUAACCGAUCGAUUUCUCCAUUUGCUUGGCAUUCAUCUGGUGUUCCGCUUGCGGUCAUCAUUCUAUUCGGUGGUUUGACGGAGAUCUACGAAGACUUGAAACGCCGAUGGGAAGAUCGUCGCCUCAACAACUUAAAAGUCGAUUAUUUUGAUGGAGAAUGGAAACAAAUUUCUUGGCGAGAGUUAAAAGAAGGGCACGUUGUACGCAUUUGCAAAGGAGAUCAAGUGCCGGCUGAUCUUCUCGUAGUGAGUUCCUCAGAGCCUGGUGGUGAAGUGUACAUGGAGACAGCAAAUCUCGACGGUGAAGCCAAUCUAAAAGUUCGGCAAUCACCCGUAGAAACGAUGGACAUUAAUUCAGAGGAACGCCUGAAAUGUUUACUUCACUCAAAGUCUACUGUGUCUAGCGAUCAACCUACCCGAGCAAUUGAAGAAUUCAAUGGUGUUUUACAUUUGAAUGGGCCGGUGAUCAGCAUAAUGCAAAACGUCAUAACUGCAAACAACCCAACUCCGGAAGAUGCAAAGAUUCCUUUAAAUGGUACAAAUCUUGUAGUUAGAGGUGCCACUUUACAAAACACUGAUUGGAUGAUUGGCGUUGUGAUUUUUGGUGGCAAAAGAACCAAACUCGGGAUGAAUUCAACCAAGAAAAGCACAAAAACAUCACAAGUGCAUCGUUUGACGAAUUGGUUGAUAUUUAUUCAAAUCGGCUGGUUAUUGACAAGUUCGGCGUUGAUCGCAUUUUGGAAUAAGAUGCAUAGCAAUAGUUGGAUGCGAGCAGCGUUUGGUAAUUUAAAUGUUUUAAAAGAUGAUCUUUUCAAUUUGGGUGAUAAAUAUGACGAAGUUGAGCCGAACUACUUUGCGCUAUUCUUUGGUGAAUUGAUUCUCUCGUCGAAUCUUGUGCCAAUCUCGCUUUGUGUGACAAUCGAAUUUUGUCUUGCUUGGCAAGCCUAUUAUAUGCAGCAGGAUCUUGACCUCUAUGACCCUGAAUUGAAGAAACGAUUGAAGGUGCACUCGUUCGGAACGAUUCCAAAUUUGGGUGUAAUCAAGUACGUGAUGUCGGACAAGACCGGAACGUUAACGAUGAACAAAAUGAAAUUCAAGCUUUGCUCAAUCACCGGGCAAAAGUAUGGCAAAAGUAACAGACUUGCGGAGUUCAACACGGAUUUGAUUCUGAGAGAUUUAAAAACGGACGAAAGGAAGAACUCGAGUGCAAUCGAUUUGUUUUUGACCUCGUGUGCGGUUUGUCAUACCGUAAUCGCUGGACAUGAUAGGAAUAAAGCCGUUUCCACACCCGAUGCAGGGGAGACCUCGCUAUCAAGACGGAAAGUAUCAAAGAAUUUUCCAAAGGCGAAAGAUCCACUGACUCCACAACAUAUUUAUCACGCUUGUUCACCGGAUGAGGCUUGCUUGGUUCGAUUCGCUUGCUCAUCGAAUUACGUUUUCACUUCGCGAACACCGAGCUCAAUAAACGUCGAAGUGCACGGAGUACGAAAAGUCUAUGAUGUCUUGGCAAUUAUCGAGUUUACAUCAACGCGAAAAAGAAUGUCAAUAUUGGUACGGACACCCGAAGGAGUGAUUCGACUUUUCGUCAAAGGAGCAGAUGUGAAAAUUUUGGCAAUGCUUGGACCAAACAGCGAUCCAACUGUGCUCUCGACUACACAAAGCCAUUUGAAAGAGUUUGCUAAUCAAGGUUAUCGAACAUUAUGCUUUGGAUAUCGAGAUGUGAGUCAAGAAGAUGCAUGGGCGCCUUUGUGGACAAAAGUAAGUUGUGACUUAGAGGAUCGACAGAAGCAAAUCGAACUUGUCGCGGAAAAACUUGAAAAGAAAUUGAUUCUGCUGGGUGCUUCAGCCAUCGAGGACAAAUUGCAAGAUCGUGUCCCACAGACAAUCUCUCAACCUUUUAAUUUGGGCUAUUCGUGCUCGCUUUUAACGCCUCGCAAGCCUAUAUUUAUUUUGGCAGCAAAGACGGAGAAAGAAAUGGAGGAAUUGCUCGACAGCUAUGUGGAUACGAUUGGAGAUCAACUUGCACAAAAAGAAGCCCAAGUCGGUCUCAUCGUUGAUGCACAUUGUCUCGAUUGGAUACUCGGCUCAAAGGUGAGAAAAAUGGACUUCUUGCGAAUUGCUUUGGGAUGUUCGGCGGUAAUUUGUUGUCGAUGUACGCCGUUACAAAAAGCCUCAGUUACUCGCUUAUUGAAGAGAAAUAUUGAUGGAUUAGUGCUUGGGAUUGGUGAUGGGGCGAACGAUGUUGCGAUGAUUCAGGAAGCCGAUGUGGGUGUUGGGAUAGCCGGUUUGGAAGGAAGUCAAGCAUCGAACGCUGCUGAUUUUGCGAUUACCCAGUUUCGUCAUUUGGAUCGACUGCUUUUUGUGCACGGCACCAGCAAUUACUACAGAAUAACGACGCUUGUGUUAUUUUUUCUCUACAAGAACUUAGUCGAAGUGUGCUUAAAUAUAGCCUAUUCUUUUUAUAACGAUCAUUCGGACCAAGGGAUGGCUGAUGAGUAUACGAUAGUUCGAUACAACAUGAUCUACACUUGUCUCGCCGUGUUUGUUAUUGGAAUUCACGAUUCUCCGGCUCCGUUCAAUGUGCUGGCAAAAUUCCCUCGAUUGUACACGCAUUUUCAAGAGAACAUGAGCAACAAGAAUUACCUUCUUUGGUCGGGAAAUGCCAUUUUGCACGCACUAAUUAUCUACACUGCACUUGUUAAUUGGUGGAGAGAUGGAUGCGAGGUGUUUACAAGUGGUCGGGAUGGUUGGGGGCAAAUGUUUGGAACUUACACGUACAUGUGUCUCGUUAUUAUUGUCAAUGCAAAAGCAGUGAUCGGGAGUCGCUCAAUAACUUUUAUGACCGGAGCCGCCUUUGUCGCCUCGAUUUUUUCGGUUUUUCUCUUCCUGUUCACCGACUCGCUCCUCUUUCCGUUUACAUUUCCGGUUGUGGCUCCUAACAAAGCACAUUAUUUGGGCUUAAUCUACACGUUACCGUCGUGGCAAACAGCUUUCUUCUUGCCGUUCAUUUGUGUCGUUUGUUUGCUGCCUGACAUUUUGUUUACGUCAGCACAUCGCACUCUCAAUCCCUCGUUAUUGUUACGCGUUGUACAAUCACUGAAGAAAAAAGACACCAUCGUUGAUAAGAUCAUUCUGGGACCCUUUGUACGAAUGACCAACAUAUUUGGGCUCAAAGAGGAGCUCGAAGGCGGGACAAAUGGUUUUUCGUUUGCACAAGAUGAUGGGCAGGCGAUUUCACAAUCAGCUCUUUUGCGAAUGUAUGGAGCGCCUAGUUGUAAAUCUGAGGUUCGCGUUCAACGCUCAAAUAUUGUAGCCGAGCAAGAGAGCUACCAACUAGAAGAAAUUAAUAAGCAAACUACACCUCUUCCACACGCCGAAGCAAACAUUAAUAAUAACGACAUUAGUGAUAAUCCCAAACCAGAGAUUAAGACAGAAGUGAUCAACGAGCAA
Messenger RNA from Mesorhabditis belari, 3666 nucleotides. The record is from the annotation of a GenBank genome assembly. NCBI's taxonomy places the organism in Eukaryota, Metazoa, Nematoda, Chromadorea, Rhabditida, Rhabditidae.